CGGAAGAACGACCACCCACCUCGGCCAUGUUGCAUGGCCCGGACGGCCGCCGCGGCGGACGCGGCGGCGGCGGCGCGGCGGCGGUGGCUGCGGCACUUGGAAUCCUCGACGCCCACGGAGCUUGUGGAGGCGGUGAGAGAGGAGCUCCGACAGGGACGCCUCGAGGGUUGGCGGAACUCCUUGUGGACGCCUCUGUUGGAGCGUUGCGUGGGGACCGAACCGCACUCCACAUGGAACCGUUACGCGCUGGACGCAUCCCACGGCUGGGCGAAGGCUGCAGGCUACGUCUAAGACGGAGAUGGCAGAGAGUGGGGGGAGGAGCAUUUGGCCAAGAGGAGCUAUGCCCAGAUGUGCCGACAUUGUUUGAAAAGAUGUGGUCCGUUUGUGAAAAAGGGGGGAAUGCAAGCUACAAAGACUACUGUUCGCUCUGUUGGUGGGUUUUGCUUACCAUAUAAUAGAGAUGCUCAAAGAAACCUUUUCUAUCUUUGUGGUCACAGUUGGUCAAUAGAGCGGUGGCACCUUGUAGAGGAAGAAGGUCCUUUAGUCCUCCGUGAGUCACAAGGAUUGUCCUUGACUACAUUGAUAUAGCCUUUGUUCCGAAAGCGAAAACCUGUGAAAGCCCCCACCCUUCCAGAAUCUCUACCAGAUGCUGUUUCCCCAGUCCUUGGCAUAGUCCACGUCCCCAGUCCUUCUUUCGAGUCCACGCCGUUCCCCGGCGCCACGCCGCGUGCGUUGGCGCAUCUCCCGACUCAGAGCUGCUGGCGUUGGCGCGGCAACAUGGCGCCAUCCCCAGCAGCUACAUGCUGAACCUCGCGCUGCGCGCAGCGGCACUAGGAGCUGCAUGGCAAGUGGCGGUCGACAUGUUGGCGGAGGCAUGAGAGCGCAGCAAGAGUGUGUUGAAAGGGCUGUGUAUCCUGACCGUACAUUGAACCCUGAAACCACAGGUCAGUUUGCCAUAAUGCAUGGAGUGUCCUGACGUAUACUUAAGCCUUCCAUCUCUCGAGUUCACCACGACCACCUUGAGGGGCACUUGGGAGCGUUUGAGCAUCGGGUCCUUCGCAGUCAUCCCCGCGAGCUGCGAUGAGUCGGUUCAGUCGGUCAGUUUGCCAAUCGGUUCAGUCGAUGCAUUCGCCGUGUGGAGUCAUGUGCACAGACCGGACUCACACGACUCACCACACGACUCGGUCACGACUCAGCUCUUUUGCUGCAGCUAAACCCUGAUUACGGCAUGCAUAAUCCCGUGUGAACGACGAGGGGAUGAAAUGUGAAGCGCGAAUGUGAAAAGAAUCCCUUGAAAAUCACUUCAGUUGUUCCAUGUGGACCUGAUUUGACUGCAGAGUUUGUUGUCCCGCCAGGGCCAAAACAUAUCCCACAAGAACUUGAGCAAGAUAGCAUGACACGCUCUGAAAUCAGACUCUCCACUAUGGAGUCGUACACUACUCGUGACCGUCCUCAGGUGUAUUGUGGGACCCUCAGCAGCCUUAGCGCUUUUGGUUUACAAGGGAUUGCUAUAGUAAUGCUUAACUUAUGAAUCAGGUUAAUCUCUUCCUGCAGGGCUGUCACAGUCUGUUACGGUCUGUUCGUGAAAAUUGAAGGACAGGAGCUGAAACCUCUGCAGCUCUCGGCUCUUCGUUGAUGCUCUCUGCUCGGAAAGGCCAUGGGCCAUCACCAUCCACUGGGACGGACAUUGAUCUCCCAUGUGCCGUAAGACUUGGUGCACCAGCCUGGUAGGACCCCAGCAAGCUACGUGGAUCACCUGCAGGACAGGCAGCAAGGCAGCGCGGCAGAUAGCUCCGCGGUGUAGAUCGAGCAGGACGGCAGACAGGGCCCUCUGCCAGGCCACCUUCGCCCCCGGGCGCCAUGCAGCACGCUCCCAAGAGGCCAAUGUGAUCUCCUUCAACACCACUGCAAAGGCCUUGGCCACUGCCAAGCAAUGGGCCCAAUGCUUGGCUCUGCUAGGCGCCCAGCGAGACGCGCAGAUUCCGAUGGACAUCGUCUCCUUCAAUACUCUUCAACACGCCUUGGCAGGCGGUAGCUGUUGGCAGCUGGCCUUGUCCUCGCUCCACGCCGCGCAACGGUGCCAGCUUCGCUGCGACGACGCCAGCUACAGUGCCACCAUCGUGGCCUGCGGCCGUUCCAGCCGUUUGUGGCAUGUGCUGCAGUUAGCGCGGCAAUCGCGGGAGCUCUCAAGCGUCAACGCUGCGAUCUCCAUCCUCGAAAAGGCGCGCGCCUGGCAACGCGCACUGAGCCUGGCGGAGGUUCUACAUGGCCGGGAAGACGUUGUGACCUUCACCAGCUUGGCCCACACUCUGCCCGCGCAGGAGCUCUUGAGCUCGUUGCGUCUUCGACGGCUGCAGCCCACGGAGCUCACCCAAGUGGCCCUGCGCAGCGCCGCGGCGCGCGCAGGCGCAACCCGCCUCGGCAAGUGCGGGCGCCAGCCGGAGAGUGGCGUGGUGGAUGGCGCGGUGUCCGGCUGUGGCGGCGUGUCUGGUGAUAGGUGAUGAUGGGAGAAGGAUGCUGUCAGUUGAUGUCAGUUGUGAGGAAAGCGUGAAAAGGGCAUGAAACACCCGUGUGCAUGAAUCAUGCAAAGCGUAGAAGUUUGAAGUAGGAUGUUGGGCGCUUUGCUGUUGAUGGAGACCGUUCAUGCUCUUGAAGUAGGUUUCUCCCGGAAGGGGGUGCAGGAUAUUGUCCUUCAACCACGUAGGUCGGUAGAUCAGUAGAUAGUGUUGACAUAUGUUGACCCAUGAUUAAGAAACUACCCCUAAAUAAAGUAAG
Durusdinium trenchii is the source of this 2775-nucleotide messenger RNA. NCBI's taxonomy places the organism in Eukaryota, Dinophyceae, Suessiales, Symbiodiniaceae. The record is from the annotation of a GenBank genome assembly.